This is a messenger RNA of Colletotrichum scovillei, 1440 nucleotides long. RefSeq lists its product as uncharacterized. Lineage: Eukaryota; Fungi; Ascomycota; Sordariomycetes; Glomerellales; Glomerellaceae. The coding region runs from base 1 to 1440 and encodes 479 amino acids. The transcript has 6 exons. The record is from RefSeq and is a predicted model, not a curated record.
AUGGUAUUUCAACUCCCGGCCGCUGUCGAUGCCGAAGCUGUCGCGGUGAUAUGCUACUCCUUCAUCUGCUUCUUCUCUAAUAUUCUACUGGGAUGGCUUCUUUGGAAGCACAAUGACCGGACAAAUAUUGCCUGCAUCUCCUACGCUACUCUCAUCAUCACGACGACGAGUAUAUGCCAGCAGUUCUACGACUACGCCUACUGGCGAGACAUUCUGACGGAACAAUUCUACUAUGCGAGACAAAACGCCGAUAAUGCGGAGGUGCAAUACCAUAAGGGGUCCCAGGGCAUCAAGCUCGUCCUCAGCUACGUUCGCAUCUUUGGAUUCACCAUUGCAUCGACAUUUGUCUUUUUCUUUGCGUUAUCUCUAGCCGCUAGUGUCUACGGAUGGUUCGCGACAACGCCGAGGACAACACACACCAUUUCCAUUGUCGGAAGAGUCUUGCCCAUCAUUCUCACCAGUCUCACCGUCGGCCUGAUGCACUCUCCGCCAGCCCAGAAGUCGUUCCUGGUGUACAUCCUUUUUGGAAGCGCUGUACUGCUGCUCAUGAUCCUUUUGAAAUACGUCCACUCGCGGCGGAACCUCACAAGCUGGAACGUGCUCUACGGGAACCCGGACAUGAACUCUUCGCUACCGAGCAGCAAUAACGGCGGUGGCAGCGUCAAGGCACGGUCCGUCUGGUUGGGCAGUGGCUCAAGCCGCGGUGGGCGAAGUCGGGCGUACAGCGGUGCUGGCACCAAUAACACAUAUGACAGUUGGUUGGUGAUCCGCCUAUCGAUCGCCUUCGCGGUGCUCUGUGUGUUUGAGUACACAAACGUGAUACCGCGCAUCGCCGCGGCAAACCACACCAUCGACACCGCCGAUAACCUGGAGCCCGAUCUCAGCGUUAGACGAGCACGUUCCAGUAUCAGGGGAUACGUCGCCGGCGUGACACCAAGCCUGGUCGCCUUUCUCGUCUUCGGGACGACCAAGACGUUUCAAUGCAAGAUUUACGACACCUUUAUGCCAAAGGGAUUCUCGAGGCGGAAUAGGCAGAAACGAAACCUGUCCCUCUCUUUGAGGGACUCGGCCGCCGCGUCCCCGCCCCAUCCACCAGCUCGGCGCCCGCAGCAAGUAGACGAGUUUUCCCUCGCCGACAUGAGCCCAAAGUUCCUGCAAAGCGGCACCUACAGCCCCCAAUUUCCGUCUGGUGGCAACGUUAGUCCUAGGCUACCGUACGGAAACCAUGCAAGCCCUGAAUCAAGUCUCGGCACGCCGAGGGGUGUGCUCCCGCCUAAGGCUCACAUCAACCAUGCUGGACAAUUUCUGAGCCAGGGGGUCGGCGCUCCCAAUCCGCGGACACACAGCGCUAGUUCCAGUCCGAGUCUACAGUCAAAGUUUUCAGUAUACGGGCGCCCUGAGGCACGGGUCAAGGCUCUUCCUCGGACACCAUACAAAUAG